Messenger RNA from Nymphalis io (European peacock), 1066 nucleotides. RefSeq names its product apolipoprotein D-like. Bases 81 to 884 code for a protein of 267 amino acids. Lineage: Eukaryota; Metazoa; Arthropoda; Insecta; Lepidoptera; Nymphalidae. Gene Ontology annotation, molecular function: pigment binding. The record is from RefSeq and is a predicted model, not a curated record. The transcript has 6 exons.
CCAACGGGUCAGUCGAGUCUAUUCACUCCUCGGUGUCGCGCGUAUUGAAUUGUUCUUAAAAAAAAGUUUAUUUGGUUAAUAUGUUUAAAGUAACUGUUUUAUUGUUACUGGCGUUAAGUGAGAAUGUAUUAUCCCAUACAUAUCACCUGGGAGCGUGCCCAGCAGUGGAACCAAUGCCAGGAUUUGACAUGAACCAGAUGUUGGGUUUAUGGUACGUGAUUCAAAAGACAUCGACAGCUUCACACUGCAUCACCUACAACUUCACGAAGACUGACGAACCUGGCACUUACCAACUGGAACAAUUAUCUCAACACUUCAUUUUGGGCUUGACGCCCCUGAAACAUGACUACAGGUAUACCGGCAUUUUAACCGUCCCCGACUCAGCAGUGCCCGCACGAAUGAAAGUACAAUUUCCUCUAAGUGUUGCCGGUUCCGCAAGCUACACGGUCAUGUCGACCGAUUAUACAACAUACGCAGCAAUAUUUACCUGUCAGAAACUUGCGUUUGCUAACCGUCAUUCUGCAACGAUUCUCUCUAGAACAAAGGAACUGGAUAAAAUGUUUGUUGACAAGACUCGUUCAAAGCUGGCAUCUUUUGGCGUGGACCCGUACGACUUGUCCAUCAUAUCACAGACGGAAUGCCCGAAGCACCCGAACGGCAGUACGGAGGGAGUUAACAUAAACAUCGACCCGAAUACGUUUUCGUCUCACAAUAUCGGCGAAGCAGUGAGAAAAACUGGUGGUGUUAUCGCUGAUGGUGUCGAGUACGUAGUAGAAGCCGGUAAAAAAGUCUAUAAAAAGGUAGCGAGCAGUAAGGAGGACCUAACUGAGCCGCCUACUCAGCCCUUGCGCUCAUUAGACGCAGACGCCGAGUGGCUACCCUAACGCUUCAAUCAUGUGAAAUCGUCACUAAUGUACAUUUUACAUGUCUGUGUGUGUUAUGUACUUGUUGGUGUCUUGCAUUUAAAUAAUACUCUCUUGUGCCAAAUGAAAAUAAUUAAGAUAAUUUCAACAAACGGAGGUUACAAAAGUGUAAUGUAAAUAAAAUAUUAAAGUCAUUUUAAUAA